UUUUUUUUUCACUAUUAGGAAAGUUCCUUAAUUCCCUUGCAGCUGGUUCCCAAGCAAAGCUUAACUUCAAUGGCAAAGCGCCAGAGCACCUGUUUUUUCCUAUGCUGUUUUCUGUUCAUUCUUGUUUACACCUCUGCCCAAAGCAGACAACCUUACGGUGAAGAACAGGCGGUACGGCAGCAGCAAGAGGCUGACAGAGUCACAAACUUGCCUGGACAGCCAGCCGUGAAGUUUAGGCACUUUGCUGGGUACGUGAAACUCCGGCCUCAAGACCAGAAAGCGUUGUUCUACUGGUUUUUUGAAGCCCAAAAUGGGGCUGCUCGCAAGCCUCUUGUUCUUUGGCUUAAUGGAGGACCUGGCUGCUCAUCAGUGGCCUAUGGAGCUGCACAAGAACUUGGUCCAUUCCUUGUUCGUAGCAAUGGCACUCAGCUUAGAUUUAACAAAUUCUCUUGGAACAAAGUUGCAAAUAUACUGUUUUUGGAGGCACCAGUUGGAGUGGGAUUUUCGUACUCCAACAAUUCUGAAGAUGUACGUAAACUUGGUGAUCAAAUUACAGCUGCUGACUCUUACACUUUCUUAAUUAAUUGGUUCAAAAGGUUUCCAAACUUCAAGUCCCAUGAAUUUUACAUUGCUGGAGAGAGCUAUGCUGGUCAUUAUGUUCCCCAGCUGGCUGAACUCAUUUUUGAGAAAAACAAAGGAUAUGGGAAAGACUCCUACAUUAAUUUCAAGGGAUUCAUGAUCGGCAAUGCUGCCAUCAACGAACCAACUGACACCAUAGGCCUUUUUGAUUACGCUUGGAGUCACGCGAUCAUUUCAGACCAACUCUAUGAUAAUAUAAACAAGGAUUGCGGUUUUAAAGAAAGCAGUAACCAAACUGACCAAUGCGGACAACAUUUGAUGAGAUUCAUGGAAGCUUAUUCUGACAUUGACAUGUACAGUAUCUACACUCCCGUUUGCCUUAACUCCCCCGGAAGAACCUAUCCCAAACUCCUAGUUGCUUCUCGUCUCCUCACCCAAUAUGAGCUUUGGCAUAAGCUACCAUCAGGCUACGAUCCCUGCACAGAAGAUUAUGUAGAAAAAUAUUUCAACAGAAAAGAUGUUCAGAGUGCCCUGCAUGCUAAUCUCACAAAGCUUCCCUAUCCCUACGCUACAUGCAGUGAUGCAAUCGAGGACUGGAAUGACUCUCCCAGUUCUGUGUUGCCCAUCAUCCAAAAACUCCUCAACGCUGGCUUUCGUAUUUGGAUAUACAGUGGUGAUACUGAUGGGAGGGUGCCAGUCACAUCAACGAGGUACAGCAUAAACAAGAUGGGGUUAAAAAUUAAAGAAGAAUGGAGGGCAUGGUUCCACAAGAGCCAAGUCGCUGGAUGGGUAGAGGUGUACGAAGGAGGCCUGACGUUUGCCACGGUGCGCGGUGCGGGUCAUCAAGUCCCGAUCUUCGCACCUGAUCAGUCCCUUUCUCUACUUGCCCAUUUCCUGACUGCCAACAUCUUGCCAUCUUCACGUUUCUAGCUACCCGGCUGCUGCCUAGCUUAGACUAUAUAGCCAGUAGGGCAGUAGCUAGCCAUUUGUGUUGCUGCUUGCCAUUAUGUUCAGCAUAGUUUGGAUGGUUCUAUCAUAAUUUUUCUUAAUUUCUAAAAGAAUUUCUAUAGUAGAUAUCUUUAUAUUGCCUUACAAAAAUAAUCAAGAUCAAGUAAGCCAAGAAAAAUCAUUAAUGACUUUUUUUUCUU
Molecule: messenger RNA, 1727 nt
Organism: Durio zibethinus
Lineage: Eukaryota; Viridiplantae; Streptophyta; Magnoliopsida; Malvales; Malvaceae
Product: serine carboxypeptidase-like 35
Biological process (GO): proteolysis
Cellular component (GO): vacuole
Molecular function (GO): serine-type carboxypeptidase activity
Source: RefSeq, a predicted model, not a curated record